Messenger RNA from Aspergillus ibericus CBS 121593, 907 nucleotides. RefSeq lists its product as uncharacterized. The transcript has a single exon. The record is from RefSeq and is a predicted model, not a curated record. NCBI's taxonomy places the organism in Eukaryota, Fungi, Ascomycota, Eurotiomycetes, Eurotiales, Aspergillaceae. Bases 166 to 711 code for a protein of 181 amino acids.
ACUCCGAGAGCAAAGCAAGCAAGCAAGCCGCCGGGCAAUUGGCCAGGCCGCGUUUGUCGGCAAGGCGGUCUGGAAUGCAUCCUCCAAGCUGGACUAACCAUCGUUUGGGCCUUAACAGUACUAGUUUACCGCCGCCGACGGGAAGAGCAAGACGGGAAGCUCGCCAUGCUAGCUGGGAUCAUCGAUCAGCCCGCAUACGGUGUCGGUCACGUGAGGACCCGGCGGCCUAUGAGCAUCCUUCCUGGCCAGUCCAUCUCGACAUCCUCGACCACUCUGGGGCUGACGGGACGCCGGAAACAGUCGUUGGUAGCUUACUGCAUUGAGGGCGGAUGGCAGAGCUGCCUGCAUUGGGUGGUUCGGUGGCUUGGCCCGAGGGAGAAGGAGAGAGAACCAGGUUCGCGUCCCGGCCUGUCUGUGCUCACUCGGGUACAUGUGUGUGUGCGCAAGUGCGUGCGAUCUUCCUCACGUAAUGACGUGGCGGAACGAGGGGACAAACAACUCCAGAUAGCCCUGCCAGCCUACCCUGUUCGCCGGCCGGAUUCCCCCAUUCAAGGGGAGCUCUGGAUUUCAGUGUCACAAACUGCCCUGCAAUUUCCUCGUUUUCCCUUCUCUUUGGAUUCUGUCGGUUCCGGUUCGGUUCGAGUCAUGCAUCUGACCCUGCACAUGGGAAUAUCGUGUGAUAAGAAUCCAGAAUCCAGAGUCCAGGUGUGACACGCUGUACGAGGAGGGUCGGUUCUACAUCUACUCCAUACACUCCCCGUCAAGGCGUCUCGUCGCGUGACGCUGGAAAGAGAAGGUUAGGCUCGGGAGAAGAUUUUGGUGACCGAUGCCUGACCUGGUAGGGAUGGCUCGUAACCACUCGACUCGCUAACGCGCCAUUCUCAACCCUCUCAGGCCCUAAGCCGUC